AUGGUGCAACCUAAUCCUGAAAGCGAGCCCCGGGAAGAGCGCACGGCUCGAGUGGAAGUCGCGCUUCUCUCCGUCAUCUUCGUUACGGCUGGAAUCCUCAACUUCGGGCUCUUGCUGGUAUUGUGGAAGAGGCGAAAGCAGCUUUCCAGGAUGCACGUGUUUGUCUUUCACCUGUGCGUCGCCGAUUUGGUGGUGGUCUUUUUCCAAGUUUGCCCGCAGCUCAUGUGGCACAUCACCGACCGCUUCGUGGGUCCGGACCCCUUAUGUCGCGCGGUGAAGUACCUGCAGGUUGUCGGAAUGUUUGCCUCUACUUACAUGAUUGUCGCCAUGACCGUGGACCGAUAUCAAGCCAUCUGUCAUCCCAUGGUGACCUUCCAAAGGCACCGGGCGCGCUGGAACGCUACCGUGUGCGCCGCCUGGUGCGUCUCCUUUCUUGGCGGCAUCCCACAGGUGUUUAUUUUCUCCAGGGUGGAGGUGGCUCCGGGUGUGUACGACUGCUGGGCUCGCUUCAUCACGCCGUGGGGCUCGAAAGCCUACGUAACGUGGACCACCCUCGUCAUAUUCGUCUUGCCUGUUAUUUGUGUGAUAGUGUGCCAAGCGCGCAUUUGUCGCGCCGUGUACUCUUCCAACUUCCAAUUUAAGUCCCAGCACGUCGUGGAAGACGAGGCGAUCCGCAGAGGGAUUUCUACAAGAUCUUGCAGCGGGGGAGGAGUGUCCAAGGCCCGGGUAAAAACUGUCACGAUGACUGUGGUCGUCGUGCUUACUUACAUCAUCUGCUGGACGCCUUUCUUCACCGUGCAACUGUGGUCCGUGUGGGACCAUGAGGCACCCACGGAAAAUGCAACAUUCAUCAUCCUGAUGCUGCUGGCCAGUCUUAAUAGCUGCGCAAACCCUUGCAUCUACCUUGUGUUCAGUGUAACGUUUCCCAGAAGGUUGGUGGGCACGCUGUGCAGACGCCAGUAUCAUCGGAGGGAAUCGAUUCAGGAAGAAGCUACCACGGUCACCUCCCUUUUCAUCAAUCUCAAGAAUUUAUCAGACGCUAAUCAUUCACCUGCCUCAGGCAUUUUUUCUGGCAGCUGA
This is a messenger RNA of Corythoichthys intestinalis (scribbled pipefish), 1080 nucleotides long. It is a transcript of the gene avpr2b.1, whose product is annotated as arginine vasopressin receptor 2b, tandem duplicate, 1. Gene Ontology annotation, cellular component: plasma membrane. Gene Ontology annotation, biological process: positive regulation of vasoconstriction; G protein-coupled receptor signaling pathway; cellular response to hormone stimulus. Bases 1 to 1080 code for a protein of 359 amino acids. Lineage: Eukaryota; Metazoa; Chordata; Actinopteri; Syngnathiformes; Syngnathidae. Gene Ontology annotation, molecular function: vasopressin receptor activity; peptide binding. The transcript has 2 exons. The record is from RefSeq and is a predicted model, not a curated record.